UGUACUGGUAUUUCACAGUAUUUGUAUAUACUUAUGGAAAGAGAUACCCCAUCCCUUCUUGUCUCACUUUAAUUUGGGACUCCUCCCGGAUAUGGUCGUUUGAUUGGUUAGUCUUUCUAGCUAGCUAGCUAACAGUAAGUUAACUGUCAGAUUGUGCAUUCUUAGAUAUUAUGGCUAAAUAAUUACAAUGGGAAAUAGGUACAUAGCUACAUUUAUUUAAAUGCUCUACUCCGAUGAACAGACAUUGUUGACCUCGCAAAAUCGAAAUACUAAAAUGCCAACUCCUAAGAAAAGAAUAGGUUCGUUUGACCCUCAGACUAAGAGAGGAAAGCUGGAUCUGAAGGCUGCUGUUUUGCCCCUGAAGAGAAACCUUUCAACUUCUGUGAAACAGACAAAGCUUCGGAGAGGCCCUACUCAGGGAAGGAUUUAUGUUGCACCCCAAGCCAGGAAGAUGCCUACACCCCUGCAGAAUGAUACAAAAAACACAGCAAAACCCAUUCGCUGCUCAACCAGAGUGAGAUCAGUCCAAAAGACAGUGAUCAAGAGCCAACCAAAAAUGGUUGUCCAAACAGCAAAGGGGAAGAAGAUGAUCAAUGCCUCAAGGACGCGUUCAUGCACACGAGGAGGACUAUCAAAUCAGUUUCCUAACAACACUUCCAUAAUUCAGCCAGCAAAAAACAGAAACGCUGGUUUAAGGAAGGCAAGGGUAAAUAAAACUAAGGAAUUGGGCCCCUCUGCUUUAGUGCCUUCAAGGGGCAGUGCUUCUUUUGGGGAAGUAGGGAUCAGAAAGCAGCCACAGAGAGCAGAGGCUGCCCCUUCUAGAACUCAAGGUAAUAGAGAGCUCCCUUCUCAUGGGACCAGAGGCCGUAAGAGAGCUAGAUCCUGCAGCCCAACAGAGCAAAAUACAACUUUGGUUGGUCCCUCCGGCAUGGCGAAGCCUGUUACUCUUAGUUCAGUCCAGUCAGACCACAAUUAUGGUAGACCUGCAGAGUCAAGCUGUAAAAUCCAGAUGACAAGCCAGAGAGAAAUACUUUUCAAGAAAGGACCUAAGAAUCAGGCUGCUAUAAAGACAAAAAACCAACAAGCCUUGAGGAGGAGACGCUGUUCCACUGAGCAUCUUCAGGAGACUUCUAUGUCCAGUCCUCAGACCAGCAAAAAGAGCCGAAGUGCCCUAGAUUGGCAGGGAGAACUCUUCUCUGGCUCAAAGGACAGUGUCGACAUUUGCCAAGGAGUCAAACGGUGCAUAAAAAAGUCCCCUCCACCUUUGGAAGCACUUUUCAAAGUCAUUAAGGAGUCUAACCUUUACAAACCUUCUUUGACUGGAAAAGAGGGUUCAGGUGCAUCAGAAAUUGAAGGAGUGCACAGGCGUUGCAUCCCUGCUGAUUUGGAGAACUUUAAAAAGGACACAGAAAUAUGUGAUACCCCACAGACAUUAAGAGUAGAGGAUGCAAAAAUGGGAAAUUGUCCUGUGAAUUUAGGUACUUCAGAAGCUGUAUUUGGCAAUCUGUUUGUAGAAAAUGGUUGCAUUUUAGCUGCACAUCAUGAAUCAGAGGACAAGAGUGCUUUGGAAGAACAGUCCAAAGUGAGCAUUCAAUUGUGCAAUCCCCUGAACACUGAGAUGCAUGUGCAGGAUCAACCUCUUCCAACAUCACUGGAAAUGAGAGCUGUAUCUGUCAAAACCAAUGUGAUUAACCUUGCAGAGAUGGAAGAUAAGCUAAUGGCCAAAGGCAGGCCUGCUCCUCCCAAGAAGCAGGAGAUGAACCCCCAAGCCAGGACUAAGGCCCGGCUAGCUGCACUAGCUGAGGAAAAGGCCGCUGCAGCAAAGGAAGCAGCUACUAAGCAACUGAAUCUCCUGGCCCUGUGUGAAGAAAUUGCUGAGGACAUUGCAUCAGACACAUCUGAGCUGAAGGAGGGGAAAGAAGAACAGUAUACAAUGUCUGACCGUCCUAGUAAUCCAAAGGCAAUUCUGUUGAAGCACAAGGAGCAAGAUGAUAGCAUCCCAACAUCUUCUGUCUGUGACAAUACCACUCCACCCUCUAUUGAGGCCCAAAAAGUGAUUCCCAUGAGAAUAGAGGAGCCAAAAAAGCGCUUCUUCCUGAGUCAAAUCACAGUGCCUUUGAAAUCCAAUGAGAGAAAGAAGCUGACUCGCUUUCAGAGGCUGCGCCAGACCGAACUUCAACGGGAAAAACUGACGUGGACCAGAAUGAAAAAGCUGAAGACCGAGCAGACAAAUUGGAGACUCUCCAAUGAUGGAGAAGUGGCGCCAAAUGUCAUUCUUGCUGCUCCCCCCUUGAGUCCUGCUCCAUGCUUAGCGACUACCUGGAAGGAGACCAAAAAAAUGGAAAGUGUAAACAAGAGACAACUGCCAGCAGUGGCACCGUCUAUGCCAAAUGGUGUCACUGUUCAGAAUACCAGGCCAGUGGUAGAAUACAAACUCUAUACACCCAGGCCCAAGUAUUCGCCUGAUGAUUUUGUGCUAGAUGGAGUGGAUGAGGAGCCAAAACGCAUCCCUAUAAAACUAAUGUAUCAGAAAAUAAAUGUACUGGCUGGUCCGAAUUGUGUUGAAGAUGUGAGCUGUGUGGGACCGGUCUCUUCCCCUCCCUCCAUAGCGUCACCUUCAGCUACACCAGGCAAAGGACCAUGUAAUCUGCAAGGCGCUGAACCAGAACAGCAACCCUCGGCACAAGCAGAGCACAUCAAAAAGGACAAUUCUGGCCACCAUGCUGUGUCUCCUGACACAGCCGACUCCUGUUCUGGAAGCAGCUUCUCUGACACCCAUAUGCACAAAGAGAUCAAGAGGCUGAAGAAUGCGGAUAAAGGCGGACAAGCCAUGACUGACCCAGAUCAAAAGCACUUUGGCACAGUGACAUGCAGUGUUUGUGGCAUGUUCUACUCUGCUGCCAACCCUGAGGAUGAGUCCCAGCACCUGCUAUUCCACAACCAGUUUAUCAGUGCUGUCAGAUAUGUGGGAUGGAAGAAGGAGAGGAUUCUGGGAGAAUAUCCUGAUGGCAAGAUCAUCUUGGUCCUUCCAGAUGACCCGAAAUACGCUCUGAAGAAGGUGGAAGAGAUCCAUGAAAUGGUGGACAGGGAUCUGGGUUUCCAGCAGGUAGAUACAAAGUGUCCUUCCCAGACUAAGACCUUCCUCUUCAUUUCUAAUGACAAGAAGGUGGUUGGAUGCCUCAUUGCAGAACAUAUACAGGAGGGUUUCCGGGUGAUUGAAGAGGUCACGCCUGAGGGCUCAGAGGGGGAGAAGGUGAUGUUUGAGCAGCAGAGGGCCUGGUGCUGCUCAACAGUCCCUGAGCCGGCCGUCUGUGGCAUCAGUCGCAUCUGGGUGUUCAGCAUGAUGAGGAGGAAGGGAAUUGCCUCAAGAAUGAUCGAGUGCCUGAGGAACAACUUCAUCUAUGGAUCUCACCUAAGCAAAGAGGAGAUUGCCUUCUCUGACCCCACACCUGAUGGCAAGCUCUUCGCAGCACAUUACUGUGGCACUUCCCAGUUCCUUGUCUACAACUUUGUCAGUGGGACCCUGUCAGCCCGGCCCAGCCCAGAUGUGAUGUGACCUUCUUUGAGCUGACUACUGAUCUUGUGAUUCCAGCUGAGCUGCUGAAACAUUCAAGUCAGGCCUUCUUGUCAGGAGCACACACAGCCUUGGCUUACACUGGUUUGGUCUGAUAACUGCCAAGCAAACUCUUUGAGAUAAAUGUUAAGCAAUCUUUCAACAGUUUUUCUUUUUUUAUUUUUUAACUCAGGUUUUUAAACAAUGUGUUGUAAACAAAAAUUAUAAUAAAAAGGUUUUUUCCCCUUUAUCCCGUUAAUGAAAAAAUGUUUUGAAAGCAUUCUAAUGCAUUUUUUUAAGGAAAGAAAAUACUCAGCAAAAUGGUUUUGUGGGCAGCCUGUAGCGUAGUGGUUAAGGUACAUGACUGAGACCCACAAGGUUGGUGGUUCGAUCCCUGGUGUAGCCACAAUAAGGUCUGCACAGCCGUUGGGGCCUUGAGCAAGGCGCUUAACCCUGCAUUGCCCCAGGGGAGGAUUGUCUCCUGCUCAGUCUAAUCAACUGUACAUCACUCUUGAUAGAAGUGUCUGCCAAAAUGCCAUUAAUGUAAUAUAAUGUAAUGUUUUCCAUAGGAAAAGCACUGAAAGAAAUCUCAAAUAUUUUUCACUUGAGUAUUUAUAAUCAAAUAUUUUAAAGUGAUAUCUAUUUAGCUCUUUUCUUCUAAACUUGACCUGUUUGGUCAAUCAUAUCUCUGUUGUCACUGUAUUAUAAGCAUUGUAUCCCUGCCAAAUUUCCCUGCCAAAGUCAAACCGUAGGUACCAACUCCUGUUGGUAUUGUGUUCAGUUGUUUGGCGGAUUGGAUGCGUUUGGAAUGGCACUGUUUGUGAGACUGGAUGUUAACCCAUGUCACAGGUGCCAGGCUGUUGUGGCUGCGUAUGGUUCUUCCACCCGCUACUGAGGCUCCUGACUGUUUGUUCAAUGAAUAAAGCGUAAAAAUGA
Messenger RNA from Conger conger (European conger), 4489 nucleotides. It is a transcript of the gene esco1, whose product is annotated as establishment of sister chromatid cohesion N-acetyltransferase 1. NCBI's taxonomy places the organism in Eukaryota, Metazoa, Chordata, Actinopteri, Anguilliformes, Congridae. The record is from RefSeq and is a predicted model, not a curated record. Gene Ontology annotation, biological process: mitotic sister chromatid cohesion. The transcript has 10 exons. Gene Ontology annotation, cellular component: chromatin; nucleus. Gene Ontology annotation, molecular function: protein-lysine-acetyltransferase activity. Bases 221 to 3556 code for a protein of 1111 amino acids.